Molecule: messenger RNA, 4089 nt
Organism: Dictyostelium discoideum AX4
Lineage: Eukaryota; Evosea; Eumycetozoa; Dictyosteliales; Dictyosteliaceae
Gene: ints2
Product: integrator complex subunit 2
Exons: 4
Coding region: 1-4089 (1362 amino acids)
Biological process (GO): snRNA processing
Cellular component (GO): cytoplasm; integrator complex; nucleus
Source: RefSeq, a predicted model, not a curated record
AUGAUUACAUCAAAUAAUAAUAAUAAAAAUAAUAAUAAAAAAGAUGUAGAGAUGAAAUCAAACGAAGAAGAAGGAGAUGAAAUUUUUUUUUCAAUAUUGAGUGGUGAUACAAACAAUUUAUUUAAAUUUUUAAAUAAUAAUAAUAGUAAUAAUAAUAAUAAUAACAACAACAACAAUAUAAAUAAUUCAAUUGAUAUUUAUUUACCAUAUAUUAUCGUUGGGAUAUUAGAAAAGAAUAAAGAUCUUUUAGAUGAAGAUGAAAACCUUAAAAAAUUAUUUUAUUCACCAAUUUAUUCAAAAUCUAUUCAUAAUAUAAAUCAAUAUCAAUCAUUAAACUUUGAUCACAUUAAUGAAUUUAUAAAAGAUCAAGUUAGAAUUAGAAAGAAAUUAAAUCAUGUAAAUCAAGAUAAAAAAGAUACUUAUUUAGAUAAUAUUGAUAACCCAAAAUAUCAAUUUGAAAAUGGAGAUAAAGAGGUUAAAAUGAAAUUGGUUUUAUCAGAUAUCAUUGCUUUAUUAGAAUUUUCAGAGAUGCAACAAUCAUUAACAAUUUCAAAAGAAACAAAAUAUGAUGCCCCAUUUAUAGAUACCCCAAUUUAUAAUAAUGAAUUAAAUUUAAUUUUUCCAAUUAUAUGUUAUAAAUGUUUAAAACAUAUUGAUUUUAAUAAAUUAACUUUAUCAAUAUUAUUUUUAAAUCAAGCAAAUUAUCUUAUUAAAUUAUUACUAUCAAAUAAUCCAAAUGAAUUCAAUGAAAUUAUUGAGAUUGUAAUUUCAAGUAUAGGAUUAAUUGGUGUUGAAAAGGUUAAAAGAGUAUUACUUGAAAUUUGUAAACUUUCAAAAUAUUGUAGUAGAUUCAUUAGAACCGAAUUAAUUAAUAGACAAAUGUUACCAGAUUUAGUAUUAUUAAUAACAAGUCAAUUUGUAAAGGAUGAAAUUGAUUUAUUAAGUAAUAUCAUUUCAAAUCGUAUAGAGAAUCAAUGGUUAAAAGAAUACAUUUCACAAAAGGAUCAAUUUUCAACUUUUAAUGAAAUUAGAGAUAGUUUAUUUUCAACUUUAGAAUUAAUUUCAAAAGAAAUAUCAUCAAAUAGUAAUAAUAAUAGUAAUAAUUUAGAACAUUCAUUCAUUGUAAAAUCUAUAAUAAGAUUAUAUUGUGGAUUUAGUGGCUUAUUAGGUAUAAAAAUGAAUCAACAAGAAAUUUCAAUCUCUUUAUCUUUUAUAGAAAAAUCAAUUUUUAAAAAUUAUUCAAAAAUAUUUUUAUGUUUUUUAUUAGUUUGUGAAGGAUUAGUAAAGACAAUACAUCCAAAGAAAGAAUUAGUUGGAUAUUUAAAUCAUCUUUGUAAAGUUGGAAAUUGUGAUGAAUUGUUAUUAUUAAUUUCAAUUUAUUUUCAUACACAUCAAUUACAGAAUAUAGCAUUAUUAGUAAAGAAUAUUUUAGGAUUUAGACCAUCGAUUCAUACUGAAUCAUUGAAUCAAAUUGGGGAGAUUUUAACCAAAGAAAUCUAUACUGAAUCAUUGGUAGCUAAAAGAGCACAACAAUUACCAAUCAUUGAAAAGUUAAAUACAAAUCAUCAAAAUAUUUCAAUAGUUUGUGUUUAUCAUUUAUUAUCAGAGAGAAUCUUUGAAAAGUAUGAAACUGAUGUUGGUAAUUGGUGUUGGUCACAAUUAACUAAAUCUUCAACACCAAUUCAUUAUUUAUUACCAUCAUUAUUAGAUCAACUUUGUAAAAAUAUAAUUGAACCUUCAAUUAAUAAUAAUAAUACAUCUUCAACAACUUCAAUUAUAAAUACAUCAACUACAGCAGCAGCAGCAUCAACAACAGCAUCAAAUGCAAAUACAACAGCAGCAACAACUACAACAACAACAGCAGCAACAAUCACAACAGCAACAACAACAGGUACAACAACAGGUAUAUCACCAUCAUCAUCAACAACAACUACUUCAAGUACAGGAGGAGCAACAUCAACAUCGAUAUCAUCACCAAAUUCAACAUCUUUAGGAAAUUCAUAUUUAUUUUCAACAUUUUCAUCAACAUCAUCAUCAUCAUCAUCAGGGUUACCAUUUUAUAUGAAAAGAAUAUCGGAAUCAAUUAUAAUGAAUUCAAUACAACAAUCACAAUCAAAUUUAUCAGUUCAAAUAUUAAUUAUUUACUUUGUUUUAAGAUAUAAUGAUUCAGUUAUAAAGUUUAAGAGUGAACAAAAGGGUAAACCAAUUCAAUUCCUUAUAGAGACAACACAACUUAGAGAAUAUAAUAUUGAAUUUUUAUCGAAAUUACCAAUUCAAAAUUGUAUAAACGUUAUAUUAUCAAAUCAAUCUGAUUACUUUUACAUUAUACCACCUUUUCUUUAUUUAAUUUUAUCACAAUUUCCACAAUUUUUUAAUAUUAAUUUAUUAUUAUUAGAAGAAGAAAGAUUAUUAAAUCCAAUUGAAAAGUUUAUUUAUUUGCCAAAUUUUUAUUCAAUUAAUGGUGGUGCUAAUAAUAAUAGUGGUGGUAUAACAAAUGAAUUUUUAAAAGAUACUUUAAAAAGAACAUUAUCACAACCAACAUCAGUACAAUUAAUUUUAAGAUAUUUAAAUACAUUAUCAGUUAAAGAAUUAUUACCAUUUACAACAACUUUAUUAGAUAAUUUAUUACCAAUUAUUAUUAAAAAUAGAUCUUUACCUUCAGUUUCUGCUUUAAUUUCACCAUUUGUUGAAAUUUGGGAAAGAGUUUUCCCAAUUUCUCAAUCAUCAAUUGCAUUAAAAACAAUUAAUAUUUUAACAUGUAUAAAUGAUGAUAAAAGUACAAAUAAUAAUAAAGAUUUAGAAGAUUAUAAUAACAAUAAUAAUAAUAAUAAUGAUGAUGUUAAAAUGAAAGAUAAAGAAAAAGAAGAUAAAGAAGAAGAAGAAGAAGAAGAAAUAUUAUUACCAAUUUCAAAUUAUACCUAUACAGAUAUUAUUUCAGAUCCAUUAGUAAUUUUUAGAAGUCAUCCAACUGUAUUUACAUGUCCACCAUUAUUUAAAAUUUUAUUACAAAUUUUAUUCUUUUAUAUGGUUUCUUCAAAAAAGAAUUUACAAAAUCAAUUACAUACUAGUAGUGGUAGUGGUAGUGGCACAACAAGUAAUGUUACAUUAAAUAAACAACAACAAGAAGAUGUUUCAACAUUAAUUUUAACACAAGAAUCAACAAUAAUUCAAAUAUUAUUAGAGAUUUGUUUAAUUGAUGGAAUUGAUACAAAAGGUUUAAAUAAGAUAUUAAGAAAUAAGAAUAAAAAGUUUAAAGAAUCAUAUGAUCCUGUUGACAUUGAAGAGAUUAGAUGUCAAAUUUGUAGUUUUAUUCAUCAAAUGUUUAUUGAUAAACCAUUGAUAAUUAAAUUGGUACAUUUCCAAGGCUAUUUAUCACAACUAUUACCAAUUACAGUUACAUUGAUACCAAGUAUGCAUAUUUGUUUCGAAUUUAUACCAGAGCUAUUAGCACAACCCUCAUUGGAGAAACAAAUAUUCGCAAUUCAAUUACUAUCUUAUUUAUCAGAGAAAUUCCCAAUUCCAAAGAGUUUGAAAAUUUGUAGACAAUCUCAAACUAGAAUCUCUUUUAAUUUAAAUAGUAAUACAUUAUCCUAUGAUGAUAGAAUUAAAUUCUUACAUUCAAUCCUACCAUCAAUAACUAGAAUCACUAAAACCUUUCCUUUAUUAGCCGAAGAUUUCGUUUCAAUCCUUAUGGAACAAUUACCAAACAAACAUAAUUAUCAACAAAAUUUAAAAUCUUUUAUAUCAUCAAUUGAUUUUAAUUUAAAUUCAAAUUUAAAUAAUUAUACGAAUUCAAUUUAUUUACAAAAUAAUAAGAAUAAUAAUAACUCAAGUAAUAAUAAUAAUUCAAAUAAUCAAAAUGAUUUAUUAAAUAUUGAUAUUGAUAAUAAUAUUAAUAGUAAUAAUAAUAAUAAUUUAAGAAAUAUAAACUUUAAAAAAGUUUCAAAUGAUGAUAAAUCAUUCUUUAGUAAAGUUUCUAAAAAUGAAUCUUGGCUUUCCAUAAAAGAGAAUAAUGACCCAUUUAAUAUUCCAAUUGAACAAGAAAUUCAUCAAGCAAUUCAAAUAAUAAUUAAAAACCUUUCAAAAUAA